AUGGCGCCCGCUUCAGCUUCCGCUCCCACUCGGAGCUUGUCCGAUGUGCUGCUAUCGAUUAAACCACAUCAUUUAGCCAAUGUUAUCAGCCGCGAAAAGAAUCAUGAAUAUCGCAAGUACCGUCUCAAAGAUGGUGUGUCGCGCCUCUGGCUUUACGAGACCUGCAGUGGUGGAGGAAGCUCUUCAAUAACUCAUAUCGCCAUAAUCUCAUCCUACACCCGCCAUGAACCAGGCUCCGUGCCUACUGAACCAGCUGGUAUUGGCAACGAAGUCUUCAACGCAGGACGCAAAGAGUCCAAGUACGGCUAUCCUAGCCUCGAGCUCUACGAACUUGUGAAUCCAGUCACUCUCAAUGAGAUGAAGACAUGA
Fusarium venenatum is the source of this 369-nucleotide messenger RNA. RefSeq lists its product as uncharacterized. Lineage: Eukaryota; Fungi; Ascomycota; Sordariomycetes; Hypocreales; Nectriaceae. The record is from RefSeq and is a predicted model, not a curated record.